This is a messenger RNA of Salmo salar (Atlantic salmon), 3652 nucleotides long. RefSeq names its product deltaC (gene dlc). The record is from RefSeq and is a predicted model, not a curated record. Gene Ontology annotation, cellular component: membrane. Gene Ontology annotation, molecular function: calcium ion binding. Gene Ontology annotation, biological process: cell communication; Notch signaling pathway; multicellular organism development. NCBI's taxonomy places the organism in Eukaryota, Metazoa, Chordata, Actinopteri, Salmoniformes, Salmonidae.
CCACUUCACGUAACUAAAGGUAGAAGUCCAGAGUGCAACUGCUCCGCAGAGCAAAGGGAUUUUAUUUUCGUUGUGAGCUCCAUUUCUAUUAAGAAUUGUCUGAAGACUAAAAAAAUCUGACAAGAAGUGCGCUCUAUUGUUACAUUUCGCACGUGAUAUUUUUUUUCUUGUUUUGGGAUACAAUACAUUUCCCCUCUAUAUUGGAUAUCUGGCGCUGUCUGCUAAACUUUCAUAGCAGACGAAGAAACACUUCCCAGAAUGGCUCAUUUGUUAUUAACGUGUUUUUUGGCGUUGAUAUCAACGCAACUGGUCGAGUCGUCCGGUGUGUUUGAGUUGAAAGUACACUCCUUCAGUAGUACCCGUAGUGUCUGUAAACGGUCUAGGGACUGCCAGAUAUUCUUCCGAGUCUGCCUUAAACAUUCCCAAGAUGUGAUCUCACCUGAGCCCCCCUGCACCUAUGGCAUGGGACUGACCGAAAUCUUCAGUGCCGACCCGAGCUCCAUCUCCAGUAGCGUACCCAUCAGAGUGCCUUUCCAUUUCAAGUGGCCGGGUACAUUCUCGCUCAUUGUUGAAGCCUGGAACGCAGAGUCCUCGGACGGCCAGUCCACAGAAAACCAGAAUAACUUGAUCAGCCGCUUGGCCACCCGUAGAAGACUAGACAUUGGCGAGGAUUGGUCACAGGAUGUACAUUUUGAAGAGCAAAGUGAACUUCGUUAUUCUUACCACGUUGUCUGCGAUGAAAACUACCACGGUGACAGCUGCUCAGACUACUGCCGUCCCCGUGACGACCCAUUCGGACACUAUACUUGUGAUGCCGCGGGCACCAGAAUGUGCCUGUCGGGUUGGAAAGGAGAAUAUUGUUCAGAACCCAUCUGCUGGUCUGGCUGUAGUGAGAAGCACGGUUAUUGUGAGGCCCCUGGCGAGUGCAAGUGCCGCCUUGGGUGGCAGGGACCCCUCUGUGACGAGUGCGUCCGCUAUCCAGGCUGCUUGCAUGGCACCUGCGGCCAGCCGUGGCAGUGCGACUGUAAAGAGGGCUGGGGAGGACUGUUCUGCAACCAGGACCUCAAUUACUGCACCAACCACAAGCCCUGCAUGAACGAUGCUCCCUGCACCAACACAGGCCAGGGCAGCUACACCUGUACCUGCAGGCCGGGCUUCAGUGGCAACAAUUGUGAGAUCGAAACCAACGAGUGUGACAGCAACCCCUGCAAGAACGGAGGCAGCUGCAAUGAUCGGGAGAAUGACUACACCUGUACCUGCCCCCAAGGCUUCUACGGGAAGAACUGUGAGAUCAGUGCGAUGACCUGUGCCGACGGGCCCUGCUUCAACGGUGGCACCUGCAUGGAGCAGGUGACCGGUGGUUACUCCUGCCGCUGUCCUGCCGGCUACAUGGGCUCCAACUGCGAGAAGAAGAUUGACCGCUGCAGCAACAACCCCUGUGCUAACGGUGGCCAGUGCCUGGAUCUGGGCCACAGCCUGAUGUGUCGUUGUCGUCCUGGCUUCACUGGGCCGCGCUGCGAGACCAACAUCGAUGACUGCGCCCGCAACCCCUGCCACAACGCUGGGACCUGCGUGGACGGCGUCAACGACUUUACCUGCACCUGCACCCUGGGCUUCACCAGGAAGGACUGCAGCGUCCGCGCCGAUGCAUGCUCCGUCUUCGCCUGCCAGAAUGGAGGCACCUGCUACACCCACUUCACCGGACCGGUGUGCCAGUGCCCGGCCAGCUUCAUGGGCUCCCGAUGCGAGUUUAGCCUCAAACCCACCGCCAAGCCCAAGGCAGACGGCUUGCCCGCAGUCCUGGUUGUCUCCUUCGCCCUGGGCCUGGUCACCCUCACCCUUGUGGUGUGUGCUGCCAUCGUGGUCCUAAGCCAGAUAAGGCGCGGGCGGAAGGCCAUGGCGUCUUCCGUCCGUAACGACCUGGAGACGGUCAACAACCGGCCCAUAGGUGGUUCCAACCCCUUGUCCAGCCUCCGAGAGAAGGAAGCCUUCCUCAUCCCCGGCGGCCAUUACAAGGUGUCCAAUAAGGACGCAGCGCUGACUUCGGGCCCCGCAGACAAAAACGGAGACAAGGCGGCCUACAAGCAGAAGAUGGUUGACUACAACUUGGCCAAGGAGGAGGACCGUCAUGCCAAGAACAAAUUUGACCAGAAAUCAGAAGGCAGCAUAAUGGUUCCACCAAUGAGCUUCCCUAAAGAAGGCUUGUACCACCCAGUCUUCAUCAUCCAGACUGAACAGCAAGCUGAACAGUGUGUCUUUGCUACUGAGGUUUAACACAGUAUUCCGACACCAAGAGUACUGUGACCAACAAGGGCUUUGCCUGAUCAUGUUUACAAUCUUUCAAAGACAAUUCAAAGAAUUGAAGAGGAUAUAUUAAAUCAACAUGUAUUAUUUAAUAUUUAUUCAUGCUGCUCAUUAAAAUGAACUUUUUCACAACAUUGACAAUUUUGGAUACAAUAAGUGAAAAGUGGGGGUGGAGAGUAAAAAGAAUGUUCCGGCAUAAUUUGCACUACAUUUUUAAAUCUAAUAUAAUUUGCUUUGUGUUAAAUUUUAACAAAAAGAAAACUUUCUUCGGAAGAGUGCCAAGGAUUCACCAUUCACAGAGAAGCAGGACCUUUUUCUCCCCUGAUGCCUUAUCGAAAAGAAAACGACAUCUCAAUUAAUCUAGAGGGGCCUUUUUACAAACUAUGAAUAUGAUAUCACUGCAAUCCACUUGAGAAUCAAAAUUAACAGCAAGGACAUUUGUGGCCUAUUUGUUUUUUGUUUUUUUUGUGUCAAAGUGGGAAACAAUGUUGAAGCUAUCAAAGAACUGAAGAUUCAGGUUUACUGAAAGCUUAGAUGGACAGUUGUCUACAAAUAUCUGUGAGUUUGUAGUGGCUGUAUGUCAUAUCUAGGCCUUCAAGUCCCUAAACUGGACUCCCUUUACCUAUGGAAAUAAAUCACCAAUGUGCUCCAUCUUUCAGCGCAUUACAUGUACAGUAUACUUAGGAAAAUCUUAUCAAGUGCCUGAUCUUUAAAUUAUGCUAUGACUUAAGGAAAAAUGGUACUGAUCUUACACACUGACAUUUUGUAUGUGUCCUUUUGUGUUUGUUUGAUACUGUACAUGUUUUUUCAGUCUCUUCCGGAGUAUUUUUUUUUAUUUUUUUUUUACAAACAUACCAGAAAGUCUUAUUUGAACCAGUUGAAAGUCGUAGUACAUGUAAUUUGUACAGUUUGAUUUUCUCAAUGUCUUUCAAUUUACAGCUUCCAUCUUGCCAAACACCCAGUGCUUUUAUGGCAUUCCCUUGACUUGAAUGAAGUGCAUUAUGCAUAAACUCUGCUUCCCCGAUGACAAAAUAUCCUAGUUUUUUUUAACCGACAGUGCUGGAUCUUUAAAAAUAUGUUUAUUUUUUACAGAGUGAAGGACUCCAAAGAGGUUGUUCUUUUUAAUUUGAAACCAAAUAGAUGUUUUUUUUUAUUUUAAUAUUUGUAUUAUUGCCCUCUUUAAUUUAACAAUGCAAUGUGUACAUAACCAUGAGAUAUUCUUUCUAUUUAAUUUUUUUGUACAUCAUUUGUAUUUAUGAAGAGAAUUGUAUAUAUGUCUAUGUUGUGACUAUUGUCACAAAGUCCCCCAAAAUAUAUUUUUUUCAUAAUAAAUCAGAGAAAACAGUAA